Saprolegnia parasitica CBS 223.65 is the source of this 866-nucleotide messenger RNA. RefSeq lists its product as hypothetical. NCBI's taxonomy places the organism in Eukaryota, Oomycota, Saprolegniomycetes, Saprolegniales, Saprolegniaceae. The transcript has 2 exons. The record is from RefSeq and is a predicted model, not a curated record. Bases 36 to 866 code for a protein of 276 amino acids.
CGUACGCACCGGCGUUCGAAUGGCCACGCGACGCCAUGUACACCGGCGUCUACCACGACUACAACGCGCGCAGCGCCUACGACUACAACUACAUGCCGCCCGGCUACCUCCCGUACGCACCGUCGUACGCACCGUCGUUUCCGGCACCGUACCCGCCGCCGAGCCAAGUCCACAACACGACCAUGUAUGCCGGUCCCGACGACGCGUGCUACUUUCCAGCGCUGCCCGACGACGCCUGUAGUGGGGACAGUAAUAGCAGUGGCCAAGAUGCGCCGCCGCCCGAUGGCCGACGAAACGACGAGAGGCCGCCGUCGUCGUUUGCGGCCAAAGAGAAGCUCGGCAUGUGUCUCGAACCCAGCUGCAGUCGGUACUUGAGCUACAAAGGGCUUUGCAAGGAGCACGGGUACCGACGCAUGUGCAUAAUGCCGCUCUGCACCAAGACGAUCCAGGGCAAGAACAAGUGCAUCGCGCACGGCGGCGGCAAGCCCUGCAAGACGAUUGGGUGCCCGCGCACGGCGCAGAGCCAAGGCCUGUGCAAGACACACGGCGGCGGCAGUCGCUGCACGAUCCUCGACUGCAACAAGAGCGCGCAAAGCAAGGGCCUCUGUCGACGACACGGCGGCGGCAGUCAAUGCACGGUCGACGGCUGCUCGACCAUGGUCCAGCGCAACGGCAAGUGUGCCAAGCACAACGGGACGCAGAAGUGCAAUGUCGCCGACUGCAACAAGACGGCGCGCGGCGGCGGCGAGUGCGUCGUACACCGCAAGCCGCGGCUGUGCACGUUCCCGCGCUGCAAGCAGCUGGCGCUCACGCGGGGCGUGAAUACGACGCAGCUCAUGGACGCGCGGCCAGCGCCUCGUGUCUAA